Molecule: messenger RNA, 1462 nt
Organism: Hippocampus zosterae (dwarf seahorse)
Lineage: Eukaryota; Metazoa; Chordata; Actinopteri; Syngnathiformes; Syngnathidae
Product: SLIT and NTRK-like protein 6
Exons: 1
Coding region: 1-1368 (455 amino acids)
Biological process (GO): neuron projection regeneration
Molecular function (GO): protein binding
Source: RefSeq, a predicted model, not a curated record
AUGUUGUCCAAAUACGGCAUCCUUCUGGUCUUCGGCAUCUGUUCCCGAGUCUGUAUUGCUACAUGUCUGUGUCCCAUCGGCUGCUGCUGUCUUCGCCCGGGAGUUUUGGUUGUGUGCGAGUCCUCGGGCCUGAGGUCGCUUCCACGUUCACUCCCUCUCAACACCGCUGUCCUGUCAGUGGCAAAAAACAGGCUCUGUAAUGUGGACCACCUACUCCUUCCCUUCACCAGCCUGCAGGAGCUCAGCCUCAGUCACAACUUGCUGGCCCGCUUCCCCCGAGGCCUCCCGCCCAGCUUGGAAGAAUUGUUUCUACAACAGAACCGCAUCACCUACAUCACCGUAGGUGCCUUGAGGCAACUGAGGAACCUCACUCUGUUAGAUCUGAGAGACAACCACAUCCGUGCCAUCCAGCCAGGGGCGCUUCAAAACCUGAAAAAUUUGCAGGUCCUCAUGCUGAAGGGCAACAAAUUGGCCAGCUUGUGUCCAAAUCGACCUGCCUUUUUAACCCACUUAGACGUCUCUGCUAACUGCAUUUUUGCCCUGGCCCCGCCCCCUCUGCCCACCUCGCUCAACGUGCAUAUAUUAAAAAUCAGCAGGAACUGCUUACGUUCUGUUUUGGACAGCAACUGUGACAAGGGAACGCAUCUCCGAUCUGUAGAGCGUAUCUACAGCAAGACGAUGUGUGAGUGUGACAUUUUGUAUCGAGGCCACUGGAUGCUAAGCAGCUGGUCGAGGAUGACUAGCACAGACUUGGAAUGCACUGAGCCGGGCCACCUCGCUUACCAUCUGCUUUUAAACCUCUCGAUGGCGGCAAUCUGUCCUGGUAUCCUCAAGCCAAAUGAAAUGACACUUCAGCUGAAGGCCUUGAUAGUGAAUCCUGUGUCACCUUGGGUCCCGACUUCAGUGGAGGAGAAACAUUUGGAAGAAUGGUCAGCACAGCAGGGAGAAGAAGACACAUCUGCUGGCCAUCUUCCUGAAAAUAAAGCCUCUGUGAAAACAGUCCGUAUGAGUUGCAUUUUAGAUGGGCACUUAUUUUUGCAUACUUUAACUUAUCGGGACUGUUUGACCUUUAACAAAAGCCAAAACAUUGCCGUGUCCCAUUCAACUCCAAGCCCUUAUGAGGAAAGUAGGCACAAAGACAAGACCACCGUUCACUUCUCUCAGAUGAUUACAACCCAUCUCACAGGGACACGAGCUUCGUUUUUCACAAAGAAUGACACUACCUUAUCCACCCGCAACCACCUUCACUGGGUGCUCAGUUGGCUGCCGGCAGUCGUGAGUGUAUUUUUUCUCCUGCUCAUGCUGCUAUUUUCCUCGUGCAAAAAAAGGUUUGUCCGUGCUAGAGUGGCUCUUCUUGGAGGGCAUUAAGUUAACACUGAAGACAGCCACAUUCCGAGUUAAGAGGGUGCCAGCAUCCCAGUUUUUACUUCCUCUCAAAAAAUAAAAAAAAAUCAUUUUUCUC